UUAAUGGAUAUUAGGAGAAGGGUUUUUUGUUUUUUUUAAUUUAGGGAGAAAAAAAAAAUGUUCUUUUCACCACGACCUUCUGUUGUUGUUGGUUGCCACAGUGAUUUGGACUUGAAAGCGCCCAUCUUUUCAUGUCCAUUGACACUGAUUGUUGAUAUAUCACUUGGCUUGUUCAUGUCCUCUUUUGACCCUUUUAUUUCCAUUCUCUCCUCUCUUCUAUUUCUUCAUCUUUUCCAACCACUGUGCUGAAGUUACACUAAAGUUUUGUCAAGAGAAAGUCUGUUUGGUAAUGGGGUCUUUGGGAGGUGAAACUGCAAAGAAGAAGGCAAUGUGGCUCUAUCCAAAGGUUUUGGGAUCCAAUCCUUCCGAGAGAUGGGGGCACUCAGCUUGUUGUUCUCGAGUUGUUUACAUCUUUGGGGGAUGUUGCGGGGGUUUACAUUUCAGUGAUGUUCUCGUGUUACAUCUGGAUUCAAUGGUUUGGAACACUCUUAUAACUACGGGUCAAGGGCCUGGCCCAAGAGACAGCCACAGUGCUGUUCUUGUGGGGCACAGGAUGAUAGUUUUUGGUGGUACAAAUGGUUCUAAGAAGGUGAAUGAUCUUCAUGUUCUGGAUCUUGUGACCAACGAGUGGAUCCGGACUGAAUGUGAAGGGUCUCCACCAUCUCCUCGUGAAAGUCAUACUGCCACACUUGUUGGAGAUGACAAAAUAGUUAUAUUUGGGGGUAGUGGAGAGGGCGAAGCUAAUUACUUGAAUGAUUUACAUGUUCUAGACCUCAAGACUAUGAAAUGGACUUCCCCUGAGGUGCAGGGUGAUGUCCCUGUCCCUAGGGACAGUCAUAGUGCUGUUUCAAUUGGUAACAAGCUCUUCGUUUAUGGUGGGGACCGUGGUGAUCGUUAUCAUGGUGAUGUUGAUAUGCUUGAUAUGGAGACAUUGACUUGGUCAAGGUUGGCUGUUCAAGGAUCUUCACCAGGUGUGAGAGCGGGUCAUGCUGCUGUGAAUGUUAGGACAAAGGUCUAUGUCAUUGGAGGUGUUGGAGACAAACAUUAUUACAAUGAUGUUUGGGUCCUAGAUGUGAGUACUUGUUCAUGGACUCAGCUUGACAUAUGUGGCCAACGACCACAAGGGCGCUUUUCUCAUACGGCUGUUAUUACAGACUCGGACAUUGCCAUUUAUGGAGGGUGUGGGGAGGAUGAGCGUCCCUUAAACGAAUUCUUAGUCUUGCAGCUUGGAGCAGAGCACCCGAAUGGCCGAUAUAACAUUUCCAUGUGCAAAAUUUUUGGAAACCACUGGAAUCAAGAAAGGAGAAGCUUCCCUAGAGAGGCAGAUAAAAACCUGAAAAAUGUGCUCAUGGGGAAUAAUGUAGCAGUAAGAAAGAGAGCUCAUGAACCAGAAUCAGAGACAAAGCAAUGUUUUGGCUUUAGUUCAGAUACAUUGCAUCCAAAGAGAAGAAGAACUGCCAGUUCAAAGGCAUGGGAGGUUGAAUUAGAACAAGAAGAGCAUUCUCUUUCACUUUCUCAGCAUUCAUCUCCCUCACAAUCUGAUCAAGAACAGGCCUCACUUAAGAAAUCUGCCGAUUCCAUCUCAACCUCUCAUGGAUUUCAUUUGUUUAAGCAAAUUCCAAACAAUUACCAGUCUAACAACGGUCCUGCAAGUAAACAGAAAGAGCUUGGAAAUAUGGCCCGAAGAACUCAACAGGAUAUUCAAUUUCUAGGAGAACAUCAAAACCAGCUAAAUCUGGAAACGUGCCUUCAUGUUGUUCCUACAGGUAGACAAGGAGCCCAAUAUUCAGCAGUAGGGCAGAAAUCAUUGGAAGGAGGGCCUGUCCAAAACCUGAUUGGUGCGGAGGUCCGAGGUAAAGUUGAUGGAGCAUUCGAUUCAGGUCUCCUGAUGACUGCAACAAUUAAUGGGAAAACUUUUAGAGGAGUAUUGUUUGCACCGGCACCUGUAGUUGUUCCAAGAGGAGCAAUUCUUGCACAAGAUACUUCACCUAUGAUAAACCAGAUUGCUGUUGCUCAACCAUUUCCAAACUCAAACCAUGCAGAACCCUUCAAGUCCUUGCAGCAGCCAAUAAAAUAUCCCAUGCCAGAGUCCAGUCAUAGCUUCCAGCAAGCUCAAGUGACUCGACCAUAUCCAGUCAUGAGAGCUGCUCCAUCUCCAGCCAAAGAGCCAAAGCUCAGAAGUGAUCUUCAAGGUGUGGUUCUAACACUAGGAGGACCUGGAAGUGGCCAUGGCAGAUCAUAAACGCAUCAGAACUCCAAAUCAGGAUGGAUAUCUGGUCCAUAUACUAGAAUAAAAUUUUGUAAAUUUUUAUAUAGAAUCUCUCUUUUUUUUCGUUUGUUUAAUUAAUGGUUUCGGUUUCAGGCUUUCUGGUUAGGUAAGUUAGUUGGUCCCCCUCCCCCUGUAUCAACCAUCGGCCUAGAUGUUUCUUUGUUAUUGUAAUGUUAAAGAGUUAAAAGACUUCCUUCCUAAUGCUGUUUCCUUUUUUGUUGUUAGUGAUGAAAUCAAAAAAGAUCAUCUUUUAGAA
Molecule: messenger RNA, 2525 nt
Organism: Juglans microcarpa x Juglans regia
Lineage: Eukaryota; Viridiplantae; Streptophyta; Magnoliopsida; Fagales; Juglandaceae
Molecular function (GO): protein binding
Source: RefSeq, a predicted model, not a curated record